AAAGUGUCUAGUCGCGGCCGACUCGCGCUCCUGACACGUCCUUAGUGUUAUCUUCUUUGAGGUUAUGUUAAGUGUGUGAUGUGUCACUAUGUUUAGAUACAAAUUUGGAUACUGUUCCUGACGCUAGUUGUUUAAUAUAAGGCACGGCGAUGACGGGGCUUCGCCCUCACCUGCUGAACGAGCAGGGCAGUGACGACAACUUCUCUGACGACGAGAGCUCACCUCUCACCCACGAUCUCUAUGGUGGAAGCACGCGAACGGUGCAGGAGACCAAAGGAUGGGACGUUUUCCGAGACCUUCCGCCCAAGUCGGACAGUGGCUCCAUGGAGUCCCAGGUCUGUCUGGAGUUCACUGUCAAGAUCCUGAAGGUCAUCGCUUAUCUCGUCACCUUUGUCAUCGUACUGGGAUGUGGAGUCAUCGCCAAGGGAUCUGUCUUCUUCAUGACCUCACAGCUGAGGCCAGACCGUGUUGUUCCAUAUUGCAACAAAGACUUAGGACGAGACAAACAGUUUGUAGUCAACCUCCCUCCAGAGGAGAGGGUAGCCUGGACAUGGUGUCUUCUGUUCGCCUUCAUGGUCCCGGAAGUCGGGACUCUCCUGAGGUCCCUCAGGAUAUGCUUUUUCAAAUCCUGGAGGAAGCCUCCCUUCGGCGACUUCCUCUUUGUCUUCAUCAUGGAGACACUCCACACUGUUGGGUUGGCAAUGCUGAUCUUUGUCAUUCUCCCGGAGUUGGACGCCAUCAAGGGAGCCAUGCUGACCAACUGUGUCUGUUUUGUGCCUGCUGUGCUGAGUCUUCUCUCCCGCAACACCAAGGGCUGUACGUCUCGCUCAGAGAAGACGGAGGUUUACAUGAAGGCCAUUGUAGACAUAGUAGCCAUCGCAGCGCAGGCCACAGGCUUCGUCAUGUGGCCUCUACUCGAGGGAGGACAACACCCUAACUUGUGGAUCAUCCCUAUCUCAUUGGCCUGCAUAUCCUGUGGUUGGUGGGAGAACUUCAUCGGCAAAAACAGCGUCGUUGUGUUCACAAAACCUUUCUGGCGUAUAAAGGACAGACUGAAGCGCACCAGGUACUUCACCUACAUCUUCAUCUCUAUCUGGAAGAUCCUCAGUUUCUUCUUUCUGACCGUUGUAGCUGUGGCAUACAGAGGGGAGAGUAUCUCUAAGUUCUUCUCAUCCUUUUCUGCUGGAUUCUCUGCUCACAAAAUCAGGAUUACUGAGAUCAAGCCAGUGUUUGGAGGGACCAGUUUACCAGACUUGGCUGAUGUCACACCCACCGGUGAAGUCAUUGACAUAGAAGCUCAAUACAACACGGCUCUGUAUGUGCUACUGAUGCACAUCAUUUCUGCCUACCUGUGCUACAUCUUUGGUAAGUUUGCGUGUAAGAUUGUGAUCCAGGGCUUCAGCUACGCUUUCCCAGUGAACCUCACAAUCCCGGUUACGCUGUCACUGCUCAUCGCCAUGUGUGGGUUGCGUCAUGACGACCCGUGCUUCUUCCACAACACCAUCCCCGACUACCUGUUCUUUGAGUCUCCUCCUGUGUAUUUCCUGAAUGACUUCAUAUCAAAACAGCAUGCAUGGGUCUGGUUGCUGUGGCUGCUGUCUCAGACGUGGAUCACUCUUCACAUCUGGACUCCCAAGAUUGAACGUCUCGCCAGCACCGAGAAGUUGUUUGUUCUGCCGAUGUACAACUCUCUGCUCAUCGACCAAUCUCUCGGUCUUAACAGGAGAAAGGACGAUGGCAAUGAUGUCAAAACUGAGGAACUAGCGGACAGAGAGAAAGACCCUGAUGAGUAUUACGAGACAAUCUCAGUCCACACUGAUAACAGCAGCACGACACCACGAACUGUCAAGAAGUCCGACUCAAUCACUCGGAUCUAUGCCUGCGCGACCAUGUGGCACGAGACUCGUGACGAGAUGAUGGAGAUGUUGAAGAGUAUCAUGAGACUGGACGAGGACCAGUGUGCGAGACGAGUCGCUCAGAAAUAUCUGCGGGUGGUGGACCCUGACUACUACGAGUUUGAGACACAUCUGUUCUUUGACGAUGCCUUUGAGAUCAGUGACGUCAACGAUGACUGGUCGCAAGUGAACAGGUUCGUAAAACUGUUGGUGUCGACCAUUGAUGACGCAGCGUCACAUGUUCACGAGACUAACAUCCGUAUCCGAGCUCCCACCAAGUAUCCGACACCGUACGGAGGACGUCUGGUUUGGACCUUACCAGGAAAGACCAAAAUGAUCUGCCACCUUAAGGACAAGAGUAAAAUCAGACAUAGGAAACGCUGGAGUCAGGUGAUGUACAUGUACUACCUGCUCGGUCAUCGACUGAUGGAACUGCCAAUCUCGGUGGAGCGCAAAGAGGUGAUCGCAGAGAACACCUACUUGUUGACUCUUGAUGGAGACAUUGACUUCCAACCUCAUGCUGUGCGACUGCUUAUUGACUUGAUGAAGAAGAAUAGGAACCUAGGAGCAGCUUGUGGCCGUAUUCACCCUGUUGGCUCAGGUCUGAUGGUGUGGUACCAGAUGUUCGAGUACGCCAUUGGUCAUUGGCUGCAGAAGGCCACUGAACACAUGAUAGGCUGCGUCUUGUGUAGUCCUGGAUGCUUCUCUCUGUUCAGAGGAAAGGCUCUGAUGGACGACAAUGUGAUGAGACGAUACACAACUCAGUCUGACCAGGCUCGCCACUACGUGCAGUACGAUCAAGGGGAAGAUCGAUGGCUUUGUACGCUGCUGCUCCAAAGAGGCUACAGAGUAGAGUACUCAGCUGCCAGUGAUGCUUACACUCAUUGUCCUGAGGGCUUCAAUGAGUUCUUCAAUCAGAGACGUCGCUGGGUGCCUUCCACCAUGGCUAACAUCAUGGACCUUCUCAUGGACUACAAAAAGACCAUUAAAAUCAAUGACAACAUCUCUCUUCCAUACAUCUCUUACCAGGUUAUGUUGAUGGGUGGUACCAUCCUUGGCCCAGGAACCAUAUUCCUUAUGUUGGUGGGAGCUUUUGUGGCUGCUUUCCGUAUUGACAACUGGACCAGUUUCUACUACAAUAUUGUUCCCAUCAUGUUCUUCAUGCUGGUGUGCUUCACAUGCAAAUCCAAUAUACAGCUACUAGUAGCCCAAAUCCUAUCAACAGCGUAUGCCUUGAUCAUGAUGGCAGUAUUCGUGGGUACAGCCUUGCAGUUGGGAGAGGACGGUGCCGGAAGUCCUUCAGCCAUCUUCCUCUCUUGUAUGAUGGGUUCCUUCAUCAUAGCGGCCAUCUUGCAUCCUCAGGAGUUCAAGUGUAUCCUUCCCAUCCUGAUUUACUUCCUGUCCAUUCCUGCCAUGUACCUCCUGUUGAUCCUGUACUCUAUCAUCAACCUGAAUGUUGUCACCUGGGGAACCCGUGAGGUCCAGGUCAAGAAGACCAAGAAGGAACUUGAAGAAGAGAAGAAAGAAAUGGAAGAGGCCAAAAGAAGAGCAAAACGGAAGACACUGCUUGGCUUCUUGCAAGACAACUCCAACCCAACAGAUGACAAAGAGGAGGAAGGAUCGUUUGAGCUGUCGUUUGCUGGCUUGUUCAAGUGCAUGUUCUGUACGUAUCCUAAACCUGUUGAUGAGAAGCAACAGCUCUUGAGAAUAGCAGAGUCUUUGGACACUCUUGGAAAGAGGCUGGAAUCCAUUGAAAAAGUGGUGGAUCCGCAUGGUCACGUAGUGGUCAGUCGUCGAAGGACAACCUCAGCUUCCAGUCGUGACCAUAGUCACGGUCACGGACAUGGUCACGGUCACGGAAUGGGAGCGUUGGCUGAGGACCCGGCUGAAGAAGAUCAGCUUCAUGACGAUGAAUCAGACACCGGCUCUACUGGCUCCACUGGAGAACCAAAAAUCGAGAGAAACGAUGAAAUAAACCCGUACUGGAUCGAAGACAAGGAUCUGAAGAAAGGUCCUGUGGCGUUUCUCUCAGCUGGGGAAAACCAGUUUUGGAAAGAACUUUUGGAAAAGUAUUUAUUCCCUAUUGAUGAAGACAAAAAUGAAAAGGCUAGGAUUGCUGCCGAUCUAAUCGAGUUGAGGAACACUUCGGUGUUUGCCUUCUUCAUGAUGAACGCUUUAUUUGUGCUAAUCGUGUUUUUGCUGCAACUCAAUAAGGACCAGAUUCAUGUGCAGUGGCCUUUUGGGGUCAAGACAAAUAUCACUUACGUUGAGGAUACGGCAGAGGUACUGAUCUCCAAAGAAUACCUUCAGCUUGAGCCAAUCGGUCUGGUGUUUGUGUUCUUCUUUGCACUCAUUUUGGUGAUCCAGUUCACGGCUAUGUUGUUCCAUAGAUUCGGAACCAUCUCACAUAUUCUGGCAUCUACGGAACUGAACUGGUGUUGCAACAAGAAGGUUGAGGAGAUGUCUAAUGAUAAACUACUGGACAAACAAGCAGUUGACAUCGUCCGACACUUACAACGGCUGAAAGGUAUCAAUGGAGACUACGAAAACGACUCUGGCUCCAGCGCAGACCGUGUCGGACGGCGAAGAACCAUCUACAACAUCGAGAAGCAGCGGCAGAAGACCCGAACAAUCGGGACUCUGGAUGUUGCUUUCAGGAAGCGCUUCCUUCAGAUGAAAAUGGAAGAGGGCGAGGAAAACCCAGGUACACCUAUCCUGGGGCGCAAACUGACAAUGCGUCGUGAAGUCCGGGAGGCGUUGGAGGUGAGAAGAAGAUCUCUGCAAAACGAGAGACGGAAAUCGCAGAUGCAGACUUUAGGAGCAAACAAUGCAGUGACCAGGACACAGAGGAUAUCGAACGCUGGGGUGAGCGUAAAGGACCUCUUCGAAGGACAUCCAAAUCCUGCUUACGAGCCUGACGACGACCAAGGGUCUCUCAUGAUGCAAAAUGUGAAGAGAAAUUGGGCAGAGCUUGAGAGAGCCAACAGCCAUAUGUGAACAAGACAUACACCUAACUAGGUCUAUGAAACAAACAGAACAAAAAGUGUCAGACUACUAUAGUCCAAAACACUCAAAUUGACGACUGAAGCUGUCAAACAGCAUAAAGUGUAGCACAAAGAAUAAUACAUGUUUAAGUUCAAAAGGUAUUCCAUAGGGAAAUAACAUAAUAUUUUUCAAGGGGAAAACAUAAUUUUAUUUUACUCAGCCAAACUAAAUCCUAAACAAAAUUUUAUAAAGUUACAAUUUUUAGUUUUUUUUAAAAUGUAUUUAAAAAUUUGGAAUAGUUUAUGUUUCCAAAAAUGUUUAACUCCUAAGAAUUGCCUACUUCGUAACACGAACCUGCCAAUGAAUACUGCCUGUAGCAUUUAACUGCCUUACCUUGUUUUGUUAUAUUAUGUUACAACUUUCUAGGUCGGUUGUGAUUAUUUUAUAGAACAUUUUAAUUCCUUAUAGUGUUAACUAAAUAAUACUCAUUUAUCUUCUAGAUGUUACUAUGAAAAGCAAAAUGUAUAUCAUAACAAAGAUUCAAUUAGUUGUAUUUUUCUACUUAAUACUAUAGAUAGGUUUUGGAUACCUGUUUGCUCAAUAUUUGUUGUAUUUUCCAUGACCUUUUGUGCGAUACUUUAAAGUAACUUAGUUUUAUGAUAAAUUAUGUUAAUUAUACUGUAGAUUACAAAAAUAUAUUUUAGUGUUAUGGUUGGUCAAAUCAAUUGUACACUGAAUAAAAUUGUGAUAUUUUUA
Macrosteles quadrilineatus (aster leafhopper) is the source of this 5636-nucleotide messenger RNA. RefSeq names its product chitin synthase chs-2-like. NCBI's taxonomy places the organism in Eukaryota, Metazoa, Arthropoda, Insecta, Hemiptera, Cicadellidae. Bases 150 to 4892 code for a protein of 1580 amino acids. Gene Ontology annotation, molecular function: chitin synthase activity. Gene Ontology annotation, cellular component: cell septum; cell periphery. The transcript is spliced from 23 exons. The record is from RefSeq and is a predicted model, not a curated record.